AUGCGAGCACAGGUGUUCAUAGCAGCGGGCACCAUCAUUCUGUGGGUGGGGUUCUUCGGCUUCAACGGCGGCUCAGUGCAGUACCUGGGACAGCCCGCCAACGUGUGGGUCGCCGAUGUGGCGCGCGUGUGCGCCAACACCACCGUGUGCGCCGCCUUUGCGGGCGUGGCAGUGUGGUUUGUGACGUACCGGCGGAGGGAGCCCAAUCUGGAGGACACACUGAACGGCGUGAUUGGGGGGCUUGUUGCGGCAUGUGCUACAAGUAGUAUUGUGGAGGCGUAUGCUGCCUGCAUUAUUGGCGUGGUGUACCUGGGGGGGGUGUAUCUGGUGAACAAGGCCCGCAUUGACGACCCCGUUAACCCUCCUCUUUCCCAUCACCAUGUGUCCCUCCCUAACCGCCCCUCUCUACUGCACGUGCAGGCCACAGCAGUGCAUCUGUGCUGUGGCACGUGGGGCAGCAUAGCAGUGGGCUUCUUUGCGUCACCAGCAGCGGUGCAGCGCACCUACCAGUUCUCUGAUCCUGUGCCCUGUGGCCUCUUCUACGGCUGCGGCGGCUCACAGCUGCUCGUGCAGAUCCUAGGCCUGCUAUUGGUGUACGCAUGGGUGGGUCUCUCGUCGUUUGUCCUGUUCUACGCGCUGCACUAUUUUGACGUGCUGCGAGUCAAGAGGCACGAGGAGGAGGUUGGCUUGGACGUGGCAUUCCAUGGGGGAAACGACGAUGACGAGGCAUUUGACGUGGUGGAGGAUGGCGACAGCAUGGCACGCAGGCUGCUGACGUGGCGCAAGCUGCAGCACGUCUCAGCGCUCUUCUCCCAAGCAGCCGCCAAGAACACCAGCCGCCACAACGGGUACGGCCCGACCGGGGCGGCAGGAAGGGGUGGCAAGGGCGGCAAGGCGGGCGGCAAGGGCGGCAGCCUGAGCCAGCUGGCACAGAGCUUGCAUCCCAAGGGGUGGAACGUGCGGGAGAGGAAGGCACGGCGGCCCGUGUGGCACAAGGCGCUUGAGAGCACGCACCUGGGGCGAUUCUCCCUGGCCAUGUAUGAGGCCAACUAUAUCAUGGAGGAUACUGUUGAGGUGCAAUCGUCGAGCCGUGGGGUGUUCAUUGGAAUUCACGAUGGGCACAACGGGAGCGAGGCCGCGGAGUUUCUGCGUGAAACACUGUACAACAACAUCAUGAGCGAGUGCACGGAGGGCAAUGGUGUAUCAGUGGAGGCGUUGCGGAGGGGCUUUGACGCAACAGAGAGGCAGCUGGCAGCGAUCGUGAGGGAGGCGUUUGAGGAGAGCCCACACCUGGCCAUGGUGGGGGCAUGUUCCGUGGCUGCUCUCAUCACCCCCACGGCCAUCUGGGUCGCCAAUGUCGGCGACUGCCGUGCCGUGCUGGGCCAGGUGCGGCAAGUAUCAGACGGAGUGGAGUGUCGGGCAGUGCAGCUAUCCACAGACCACAACCUGUCAGUGCCGGCCAUCAGAGAGAAGUACAUCGCCGAGCAUGCCGACAUGCCCGACGCCGUUGUCGAGCGCCGCGGCCGGUUUCGAGUGAAGGGCAAAGUCAUGGUCACAAAGGCCUUUGGCGACCUGUACCUGAAAUCCACUGAUUUCAACCGGGAGCCUCUGGUGUCGCGGUUCCGAGUGCCCGAGCCCUUCAACCCGCCGCUCAUCUCGGCUGACCCCUCCGUGGCCGUGCGCGUCUUCUCGCCUCACGACUCGUUUGUCAUCGUGGCCUCCGACGGGCUGUUUGAGUUCCUCUCCAACCAGGAGGCCGUCAACAUCGUCGCAAGCAGCCCUAGAAAGGACGUGGCUCGCCAGCUCAUCCGGACGGCGCUGCAGCGGGCGGCAGAGAAGACGGAGAUGUUGUACAGCGACCUGCUGCGCAUGCCGUCCGGGCAGCGGCGGGACUACCACGAUGACAUCAGCGUUGUCGUCUUCUUCCUGGACCAUGACGCCAUGCGGCGCUCCUCCCACAGCUUCUGGAAGAAGGACGUGUCUAUAAAGGGUGGGUCAGCAGCCUCCUCUCUCCUCGCAGCCCCCACCAUCUCCGGUGCUGACGUGCACAACAUCUCCAGCAUGCGUGGCGCCACGUCAGCACGCGACGCGCUGGCCGUCGCGCGGGCGCAGCUGGGGGAGGCUCCAUCUCAGGCCAGCGCCAGGUGGCAGGCAGGCACAGUCUCCGAGGCGCUUCAAUGGCAGGGCAGCGCCAGUUGGCAGGCGGGCUCAGGGAAUUCCGAAGGGGAGGUUCUGGGACACGGCAAUGGGGGGUUGGGGGAAGGUGUGGGGAGGAGCGGGCUUGUGAGUGUGGGUGGGUCAGGGAGCGGCAGAGGGGGUGUGUGGAGGGAGGAGGAAAGGAGCAUGUCGGGGAGUCGCCGGCAUGCUGAUGCGCUCGUGGGGUUGACAGUGCCUGAGGAUGCAGCAGUGGAUGUCAGCCAAUUGGGGCCCGCCAGCUCAUUUGCUGAUGCGAGCGCGAGAGCGCUGCUUGACUAA
This is a messenger RNA of Closterium sp. Yama58-4, 2475 nucleotides long. Lineage: Eukaryota; Viridiplantae; Streptophyta; Zygnematophyceae; Desmidiales; Closteriaceae. The record is from the annotation of a GenBank genome assembly.